Molecule: messenger RNA, 3255 nt
Organism: Solea solea (common sole)
Lineage: Eukaryota; Metazoa; Chordata; Actinopteri; Pleuronectiformes; Soleidae
Product: hepatoma-derived growth factor-related protein 3-like
Exons: 6
Coding region: 223-846 (207 amino acids)
Biological process (GO): regulation of transcription by RNA polymerase II
Cellular component (GO): nucleus
Molecular function (GO): transcription coregulator activity; double-stranded DNA binding
Source: RefSeq, a predicted model, not a curated record
AAUUUGUGCGUAAGCGGAGGGGGGGAGCGCUUCCAGGCCCCGUUUUCCGCUUUUUUCUUUUUUUUUCUCUCUCUCUCUCUCUCUUUUUUUUAAUUAUUUAUUUCCCGAGUAAACUGCAGUGUUGAUAUAAAAACACUGAUGGUGGAUAAUUUACAGGGCCCCGGGGAGAUUUCAGGAUUAUAAGGUCAUCUUUCUCUCAGCUGCUGCUCUGAAUCCAAAGACAUGGCUCGACCACGGCCGCGGGAAUACAAGGCGGGAGACCUGGUUUUCGCUAAGAUGAAGGGAUACCCGCACUGGCCAGCGAGGAUUGAUGAGCUUCCAGAGGGCGCAGUCAAACCACCUGCCAACAAGAACCCCAUCUUCUUCUUCGGGACCCAUGAAACUGCAUUCUUAGGCCCCAAGGAUCUCCUGCCCUACAAAGAGUACAAAGACAAAUUUGGCAAGUCCAACAAGAGGAAAGGCUUCAACGAGGGCCUGUGGGAGAUCGAGAACAACCCCAGAGUCAAGUUCACAGGUUAUCAGGCCAUCCAGCAGCAGAGUUCCUCAGAAACAGAGGAAGGGGGGAACGCGGCUGACGGCAGCAGUGAGGGCGAGGAGGGCGACUCUGUCGAGGAAGGAGACGACAAGGAAAAGCUGAAGGAAGACAAGACCGGAUCCAAGCGGAAAAAGACGGCCUCCGCCAAGAAAUCCUCCAAGCUGUCCAGGAUCUCAUCUGCAGAGGAUGACAUGGAGAAGGACAGCAAAGACGAUGACCAGAGGAGUGGCUCAGAGGGAGGAGACCCCGACAAUGACAUCAUCAAAAACACCACCGACUGUAAGAACCAGUUGCUCAUAGAAGAACACUGAGUGAAGAAAACAUGAAAGGGAAAUCCUUCCUUGUAGCUGCCAUGUUGGAGAGAUGAAUCCACAACAUGAACUCUCAUCAGCACCAUGUUCUGGCUGCUGCCAUCGUCACCCCCUCCUCUCUGUCCAACUCUUGAGUACGUACUUGUAAGAAAGAUGCACCCAUACUAAUACUGAUACCAGUGGAUACCAGGGUAAAAAAAAGGGCAUUAUAACACUCUGUUGUUUUGUUCUGUUUUCAUAAAUCAAAUGCCUCCAGUGAUUCUGAAUCCUUGUUUAUAUUUUUAAAGGGCUGUUUCACCCAUUUUUUUUCCCACUUGGUCAAAUGAAGGAUAAACUUAAAAUCAUUAUGAUGCUGCUGUGUUUGUUUGUUUAAUUCAACCAUUUUUUAUUAUUAUUAUUUAUAUUAUAUAUAUAAAUAUAUAAACAAUUAUAUUAUAUUUGCUAUUUAUUUAUUUUAUUUUUUUACUCUUAAAACUUGGCAGAAUCUUGACAGUAAAGAGCAGCGUAGGGCUUUUAUUUCCUUUGAAGGAAGUGAUGUUCAAUCCCAACUUCCUCUGUUGUUGUGACCACUGUCUCAUGAUCAAAUAACACAUUUAUCUCUGGAAAUUAGUAAAAAAAAAAGGGGUGAAGUGGCCUUUCAAUUACAUUUUACUGUUAUUUAAGGUCCAAAACUCAGAAUUUCAGCCAAAAUGUCACUGGUAUUCAUCCACAUGCCCGUCCUCAUCUUGUGUUAUUAUAGAACAGUCAAAAAGAUGACAUUGAUUAUUGUUUGUGGGUCAUUUUAACCGUAGUAUGUAAAACAAAUCUGUGUUGUGGUAAACCGUACAGUAUUGGUGCACUUCUACUGUGUGUGACAUGAUAUAGCAUCCUCAUGAUGACGCGAUGGUCAUGUCGCACGUACAUUGCACAGAGAAGGGGAGGUCGGUCGUGGCAGCUCAUCUUCUUCCCAACCCGCCAUAAAAACCACAGUGUAGAUAACAUCAGUCAGUAUUUAUAACAAUGCACACAUUGAUAUCAUGUCGCUCACGAUCACAUGUCACUGUGUACAAACACAUUUGAUAAGAACGCCAUAUUAAUAUGUAUUCAUAAAUAUGUGUCCUCCCACUGUCUAUGAUAUAUGUUGGGUAUUGCGGUGUACUGAUGACUCUAUAGUUGUAGCUUGAAAUUUCUUUUUUUUUUACGAGAAUAAUUACACGGAGGGAAUUCUGGAAUAGAUUGUAACCAUUUAUCGUUAUCCAUCACACUAUGUUACCCUUUUAUGUAACCACAAAAAGAUGAAUGGAAAUACAUAGAUAGAUGUGAAAGAAGUGUUGUGCACAACUGGGUUACAGGUUGUAACUAAAUAUUAACAAUAUAUAUGUAUAUUUUACUUUGGCUGUAGGAUAUAGGUCCACUAUUCUACUUGAACUGCUCUAGGUAACGGAAAACGUGACACAUCUGUUCUUCUGUGUAUCUGUGAAAUAGAUCCUUUUUAUAUAGGCAUGCUCUGCUGUUGUGCUCCAUGUCAUUCUUUUUUCUUCUUUUAUUUUGAAAGGGUCAGUGAAAGAAUACACAAUACACACUUUUUAGUUGCCUUGUCUCAGUGUUUAAAGUGAUAGUCAAGGUAUUUUGAAUUGUAGCUGUAUGAGUGACUGACAUAGUGCGGACUACAGUGUGCGCACAUACCUGAUGUGCCCCUUUGCACUCAGGAAAAUGAAGUUUGUAAAAUGUUCACUCUACUGCACCAAAGCCCAUAGAGAAAAUCUGUGUUUUUAGCUUGAGGGGGACAAUGGAGUUUCUGGUCUACUGCUGCCUUGUUGGUUAAGUGUGGGUCACUUGAGUAUAUCUGAACAAAGGAUUUGAAAAACAUAAAUCACAAAAUAAUGCAUUUGAACUUAUAGAUGGAGGCAGCUGUGACUCAACAGCCUCUGCAGGGUGCAAUGUAACAUUACUCGUUUUCUCUAUGGACUUUGGUGUGGGAAGUAAGAGGAUUAUAAAACAAAGCAAACUUGGAAAUGGCUGCUUAAUGGCACAACAGAGUCCAACAUAUUCAGAUGGUAUUAUUGACUUAAGUUGUAUUUUAUAGGGUGAGUGGCUAAAAUCUGUCCACACUUGUUUUGUAAGGACACUGCAGCCUGUGAAGACAUCUCACAGUAUCAUCAUGCAAUGUUGCAUUUUGCAGUUGACAUAGAUUGAUAACACCGGACGACUUUUACAGUGGCCUUUACUUUGCUUCACUGUUGUCAUGAGAAUACAUUUUUUUUUCCUGAUUAUUGCUGAAUAAGAAUAUGUAAAGUCAUCUUUUAUUCCAUUCAAACAUGUGUUGUGUUCAUGUUAGGAUCUUAUUUGCAUUUUUAAGGUUUGUAACUUAAAGUAAAAUGUUUUUGUUGUUUAUGGAUGAGACUUUUACAAUAAACUACUUGGAAUGCA